Messenger RNA from Lachancea lanzarotensis, 411 nucleotides. Its product is annotated as LALA0S03e00430g1_1. The record is from RefSeq and is a predicted model, not a curated record. The coding region runs from base 1 to 411 and encodes 136 amino acids. The transcript has a single exon. Lineage: Eukaryota; Fungi; Ascomycota; Saccharomycetes; Saccharomycetales; Saccharomycetaceae.
AUGAGCACUACUUCAUUGCAAAAAUCACGAAAACGAACCAGUUUGAGUGGUCUAAAAGCCGUCUUCAAGAGAAACCCAAGCAAUCAGGGAAAAGCUGUCAAGAAGCAGCCGGUACAAGAGAAAUCUUUUCUUUGGCGUCCCUGGGGGAAACGGUAUGCAAAGCAGGCUCCAAUCAAUCAAAAAAAGCUACGUGCAUUGUAUAACGUAGACAUAUCGGUCGCUGUUGCAAUUGUGAUAUGUUUUGGCCUGGCAGUAAUGCUGCUCAUCGUUAAAGAGAUAGGAUUGACUGCACGCCACUGUGUCAAAUGGGAUAUGUGGACGAUUCUGGCUACGGGACAGCGCAAUUCUGUCGUCAGAAUUGUGCAGCGAGUUGCAUAUAAACUCUGGGAAGGCAGUCUUACAUUAUUCUGA